Molecule: messenger RNA, 2794 nt
Organism: Odocoileus virginianus texanus
Lineage: Eukaryota; Metazoa; Chordata; Mammalia; Artiodactyla; Cervidae
Gene: EPOP
Product: elongin BC and polycomb repressive complex 2 associated protein
Biological process (GO): neuron fate commitment
Source: RefSeq, a predicted model, not a curated record
GCGAUGUUCCCCUCGCCCGUGGGCUCUUCGGGCAGUCAGGGCAUCCCGCCGCUGGGACCAGGGCCCCCUCAGUGGGCACCCCCUCGGAAAGUUCCAUGGAGACUCUGUGCCCCGCUCCCCGCCUCGCAGUGCCGGGGUCCCCACGAGGGUCACCCUGCUCCCCCACACCCCGGAAGCCGCGUCGGGGGACCCAGGAGUUCUCUCCUCUGUGCCUGCGUGCCCUUGCCUUCUGCGCCCUUGCCAAACCCCGGGCGUCCUCUCUGGGCCUGGGGCCUGGGGAGCUGGCGCCGCGGGCUCCGGUGCUGCUGGGCCCUUGCGCCCCGCUGUGUACCGGAGGCAGGGCCCCGGAUGGCCUGAAGCACCUCGCGGGACAGGCCGGGCGGUCCAGCGAUCCCAACUCCCCGGCCCGCCAGGAUGCCGACGCCGCAGUGUGCCGGGGCCGCGGCGAGGAGGAAGAGGGCGGAGGCAGUUUCCCGCACUUCAGCGCUCGCUUCGGCGUACCUCCCGGCCACUGCCCGGCGCCCCGGCGCCCUCGGGAAUCUCCGACCAGCUCCGUCUCGGCUCCGCCUAGGCCAGCCCUGGCUCUCGACUCUCAGCCUGGCCCCGCCGCUAGCCCGCAUCAGGAGCCAGGUUCUUGGUCUCCGCCGCCACCUGCGGGCCUCUCCUCUGAGCCCAUGGGGCCUGGAGCCGCGCCGGAACCGCCCCCGCCGAACCAGACGGCCGCAGUCGAUGGAAACCCUCCGAAGGUCGCCCCCGAGGCACCGGCCUCCAGCCCCUCGACGGCCAGCGAAGCUCCGGCCGCGCCCGGCGAUCUCCGCCAGGAACAUUUCAAUCGUCUGAUCCGCCGCUCGAAACUGUGGUGUUACGCGAAGGGUUUCGCCCUCGACACUCCGAGUUUGCGCCGGGGGCCCGAGCGGCCCCCAGCCAAAGGGCCCGCCCGAGGAGCCGCCAAGAAACGCCGGCGGCCGGCGCCCCCCCAACGCAGCGCGCAGCCCCGCCGACCUACCCCGACGCUUCCCACCACGAGCACCUUCAGUCUUCUCGACUGCUUCCCCUGCCCCCCGGCCCUGGUGGUGGGGGAGGACGGAGACUUAGGGCCGGCAUCCUCGCUUCGCCUCCAGGGAGACGCUAAGCCCCCGCCUGCCCACCCGCUGUGGAGGUGGCAGAUAGGGGGUCCCGCUGUCCCUGAGCCCCCCGGCCUCAAAUUCUGGGGAAUCAACUUGAAGCAGCCCUGAGCGUUUUAUGGGCUGUGGUCAGAAGGACCUCAAAUGACAGUGAUCUUCAAGCACCUAACUGGUUGCAGUGACACCCCCUCCCCCUCAUCCUUUGGAGAAGAACCAAGGACUGGAGUCGGGAGAAGGCUUAACCGAAAAAGGCUUAAAACGUAGAUUCCAAUCCCUCCCUUCUUCCAUCUCGGAUCUCUGGGGGCAGGGCCUUCACCCCAGGGGGAGUCGAGGAGGCUACAACUCAAAGAGGAGGAAAAAAAAGAGGGAGAGAGACCUUGGUGAUGGACAAACCGGUUGUUUCUGUGGGCGAGCCUGGGGAUGGGGUGGGGGCUGUGGUGGGGGUGGGGAGGUGAUUGGCAGCUCCCUGGGGGCAUCCUCUACCCCCACCAACCAGGCCUUUAACCCUUCACUCCCCUCAGGCCUUCCCUAGCCUCCAAGCACCACUGUAGCCUUCCUGGGGACCGAAGCAGCUUAGGUAAGGGUAAGAUCACCCUCUCCCGGUUCUUUUCCUAGGGUCCCCCAAGUCAAGUGACCCCUAGUUACUGAGGUCUUCAUUCUCAGCCACCAGUCUUUCCCCUUUGUCCAGUUUGGGAGUUUCCUUCAGUAUUCCAUUUGCUUUCAGGUUAUAAGAUCUGAUGGGUAAAAGAGGACACCCCCACAACCCUCACCCCACCACACCACCCACCCCCACCCCUGCCUUGAGUCUGCCGCCACCUCUAGUUUAAUCCUGGUAUUAGGAGGGGCAAGGCUGAGGAACCUCCUGCCCUUCAGAAGUACAAACUGCCUGGGGAAGGAGCCAGAGACCAUCCCAGGGAAAGUAAUGGAAGGUGGAAGAAAUCAAUAAAAUCAGACCAAACAAGUUGCCCUUCCUUCCAGGUCCUCUCCACCGUUUAAGGAUGGAGGGCGUGGAGUUAGAGGGCACGCCUAGGGCCAUUCUUUGGACACCCAAACUCAGCCUCCUUCAAGGCUAGAAACAAGACAAGCUGCUCUUUGUGGAGGGGGUAGAUGAAAGGGCUCUUGGCCUAACCACAAGGUCCAGUGGGGUGUUUGAAGGGACUAAGUUUGAGUCUGGAUGGGAACUGGGUUGAGAAACCUUUAGCAUUCUCCCCCCACCCAACUUCAGGCAUUUCGGGAGUUGUCAGGGACCUGAUGGAUCCGAAGGAGGCAGGGCCGGGGAUUAGUUUUGAGGUCAGAAGUUCUGUUUUCCUGGGGGAGGGGAGCGAGUCAGAGGGGAGUGGACUUACUUUCUCCACCCAGGUGAGGUCUGGGGAGUUUAGCUCUUAGGGAAAUUCCAAGUUUAGGUUUGAGGGGAACCUUAGGGUUGCCGAUCAGUCCGAUAGUGAGGGACCCGGUGACCCUUCUGUCCACACUAGUGAAUAUUGUUUUUUUCCCCUUUUCCCCCAAGAAGGGAGGAGGGAGGAACAAUUCCCAUAUAUGAUACUGGGGAAGGACUUGUCUCCUUUUCUGUGAAAAUGCUUUGUAAAAAGUUGUUAAUGUUUGCAUAGAGCAGAUUCUUGGGGGAAAAAAAAAAACUGUUUUGGACCACAAAAGUUUUGUUUGUUUUAAAA